Messenger RNA from Dovyalis caffra, 1041 nucleotides. The record is from the annotation of a GenBank genome assembly. Lineage: Eukaryota; Viridiplantae; Streptophyta; Magnoliopsida; Malpighiales; Salicaceae.
AUGGGAAUGAAGAGCACUGGAGGAGAAAUUAUUCAGGUCCAAGGUGGCCACAUUAUUCGGUCCACUGGGCGUAAAGAUCGGCACAGCAAGGUUUACACAGCCAAGGGUCCUAGGGACCGCAGGGUCCGGUUAUCGGCUCAUACUGCAAUACAAUUUUAUGAUGUUCAAGACCGGCUAGGCUAUGAUCGACCCAGCAAAGCUGUUGAUUGGCUUAUCAAAAAGGCGAAGAAUUCAAUUGACAAGCUUGCUGAGCUACCACCAUGGCAACCUAACAAUACUAACGCAAACUUGGAAGCAAACCAGAACGCUGGAUCUAGUGAAAUGGCAAUUGCAGAGGAACCGGAAUCAUCUGGCUAUAGUUUUCAGCUCCACAGGCAAUUGGCUGAUCAUAAUCCAAGUAAUGAUUCAUCUUUCCUUGCACCACCCAUAGACCCUGAUGCCAUUUCUGACACCAUGAAAUCUUUCUUCCCAACAAGCUCCACGAACUCAUCAAUGAACUUCCAAAGCUAUCCUACCAUAAUUUCAAGAACCACAAACCACGCUGAAGAUCUUGGCCUAUCCCUUCACUCUUUCCAAGACCAAGGUCUACUUCAUGGGCAGUCGCAGGCAGACACAAACCAUACACCUUCAACUGAUCAUACUCUUUUCGAAGGAUCAGCUCCGGUAGGGUUUGAUGCCAAUUUUCAGAGAAUGGUGGCUUGGAACAAUGACACCAAUGCAGAGAAUAGAGUUGCUGGGGGAUUUGCAUUUAACCCCCCACCACUGACACCACACCAAGCGAUGCUAGCCCAAGGCUCAGCAUUUUCUCAGAGGGGGCCCCUUCAGUCCAGUUUUCCGCAUUCCAUUCGCGCAUGGAAUGAUCUUCAAAUGGCAUCCACGGACCAUCAUAGAACACAGGAACUUCAUCAGUCCUUGAUUUUUGGGAGCAGGUUUGCAUCUGAGGGAAUGGCAGGUUUUAGCAUUCCAUCACGAAUUCAUGGUGGGAAUGAGCAAAAUGUUGUAUCAGACAGGCCAACUUCUUCUCCAAAUUCUCGGAAUUGA